This is a messenger RNA of Physella acuta, 3075 nucleotides long. RefSeq names its product tetratricopeptide repeat protein 7B. Gene Ontology annotation, biological process: protein localization to plasma membrane; phosphatidylinositol phosphate biosynthetic process. Gene Ontology annotation, molecular function: protein binding. Gene Ontology annotation, cellular component: plasma membrane. NCBI's taxonomy places the organism in Eukaryota, Metazoa, Mollusca, Gastropoda, Physidae. The record is from RefSeq and is a predicted model, not a curated record.
AUGGCCUCCAAAGUAAAAACAUAUCGACUCGAAAGUGAAAUUGAUAAAUGUCGUGCAGAAAGCUGUUGGAAAAAGUCAGUAGAACUGGCAAAACAAGGCGCCACGAAAUCGGCAGAUUUUGCUACCUUAGUGAUAUUUUUACAAGGAGAAAUGGCCUUAGAGGAAUACAUAGAAGCACAUGACCCAACACAUGAAGUAAAUGCUCUGAAAGCAAGGCAAGAGCUUUUAGAGGCCAACAAUUCACUGGCUUCAUUAGCUGAAGGAAAUUCACAAUUCAAGGAACAAGCUAUACUGUUGCUAGCUAAGGUGCAGUUUUGUCAGGGGUUCUACCAGGUGUGUUUAACAACAUUGGAGAAAGUGGACCUCAUAAAUGUUGCCCUGCGUGAGAGUGAAGGAAAUUCUUUUAAAAACACCAGACUUCUAUAUAUUGUUGCUGAGUGUUUUGCUAUUAAAGGUUACUGCUUGGAAAAAACCAAGUCAGCUAUGAAAACAAAGUUUAAGUUGUCAGAGAGAGAGGAAGAAAUUAUAACCUGUUACGAGACAGCUGGAGAUCUGGCUUUUCUCUGUCUGCAGCAGAAAGAUAAGAGACCAACCACACCCCAGUCAGUCUCACAGACAACAGAGCCCAACAACUUCAUUGUCACAUCUUUGAUUGAAAUGGCUAUCAAACAGGUCCCUGCCUUGCAUUUGAAAAGAGGAGAUGAAACUAAGUGCAUCAACAGAUACAGAGAGAUGCUGCGUGCAGUUGAAUCCAGAUUUGCCCAUGAUAUACGUAAGACACUUGCGCUAGAGCUUGCUCAGCUCCUGCUGCGGACUUGUAGUUCCUCUUCUUACAAAUCAAUAGAUUUAAAAGCCAAAGGUUUAAAUGUUAUAGCCCCCAAGCCUUGCAUCUACUCAUCAGAAAAACUUUUUAUUCCAAAAACUCUUGACGAGGAAGUCCUGUUACUGCUUUUAAUAGCUGAGGCUGUGGCAACACGUGAGGCAGUCUUGGAGAGAAAUGAAGAGACCCAUGAGCUGACUUUAAUCAACAUCACAGCUAUUUAUGACUUGCUGGCGCUCAUCCUGGUCAAACAUGCACAGUUUGGGAAUCUUACCGAGUCUUUUGAGAAGGCAAUGAGAUUUUCCUUCCAGGAAUUUCACAUUUGGUAUCAGUUUGCUAACUCACUUGUGUCAUCCACCAAGUACGCUCAAGCCCUGCUUGUACUAACAGAGUGCCACAGACUAGCCCCAAAGAAUGUGUAUGUCUGCCUCCAAGCAUCUCAGCUGUGCUACGAACACUUACAGUUGAACCAGCAGGGUGUAGACUGGGCUCAGGCAGCUAUCAAAUGUGAUGCCCUGCCACAUCACCUGGCCAGGGGACACAUGGCCUUAGGGAUAGGAUUGUGCUUGGUUGCUAAGGACUCAAGACUCCUGGCGGUCAGACAGGAUUUGAAUCAAAGGGCAUUGGAUGCUUUCAAAAAGGCUCAUGAGUUAGAUCCUGAAGACUACCUCUCAGCAUUCCAUUUAGCUUUACAGUAUGCCAAUCUUCGUAGGAUAAAUGAUGCUAUUGAGUACACCAAAAAAUCUUUGAAACACCGUUGUGACUUCAUACAUUCCCUUCAUCUUCUCACCCUACUGCUGUCAGCAAGGAAACAACAUGAGGAUGCUAUGGUUCUGAUUGAUGCUGCGCUAGACGAGUAUCCUGAUAACUUAAGUUUGCUCAUGACAAAAGCAAAGCUUCAGAAAGUUGUUAAUGGCCCUGAAGAAGCACUUCAAACCUACCAGAAGAUGUUGAAACUCUGGAAAGACAUGCAUGAAAUGGAUAUAGCUGAUGAUGGUUCAGACAGUAAAUCUAAAGCCAGAGAUAGAACAUGGGAUAAAAGAAGCCUUGCUCAGAUUACGCUUAACGAAUUUAAUGAAAGAGGAUCAGGAUCCAUUAGAGCAGAAUCUUUUGCAGCAUCUAGGAUAGAAAAAGCUCUGUCAGAUUUAGCGUCAUCAAUGAAUAGCAGUUUUCAGCCCCGAGCAGGUCCACAGAGGUCCUGGAUUAUACAGGCACAGAUUUGGUUAAAUUUAGCCGAGCUGUACCUUAGCCUGAAUCAGGUUGAAGAAGCUCAAGGCUGUGUUAAUGAAACAUUUCAGCUGUUUCCACAUUCAGUUUAUGUGUUUUUUAUGAAAGGUCUUGUGAACGAGCACAAGGGUAACCUAACUGAAGCUAAAAUAUGUUAUGAGAAUGCUGUGUCUGUGAAUCCCACACAUAGCAAAUCACUGUAUCACCUUGGCAUUGUCUUGCAUAAGCUCGGAGACAACAGAUUAGCAGAAAAAAUAUUAAGAGAUGUUGUGAAUUUAGACCCAUGUUUCCACAAAGCCUGGUUUGUUUUAGGCUCUGUGCUCGAAGCCAUCUGCCAGCCGGAGGACGCAAGCAACUGCCACAUGACAGGUGUGAUGCUGGAAUCCACCUGUCCCAUAGCACCCUUCAACGUUAUACAGAGGGUCAUGACAUAAUUAGAACCUGCCCUAUCAGCUCUAGCUCCCACUGUUGUCCUGGGUUCACUUCAUGCAUGGAACUUGUUGGAAGAGAAUGGUUCCUGUUUACCGGUGCUUAAUUCCUGCUCACUGGCUCAUUUAAAAUCCAUUUAGGUUUUUUUUUUGUAAUGUAUCAUUCCACAAAUACUCAAAAUAUUUUGAAUUUGUUAAAAAUAUUCAUGGAGCCAACGAAUACAUUAGUUAAAUUUCAAUAUUAGAUAUUGAAACAGGGUUACAGAGCUUUAAUUGGUUUGUGGAGGUACUGGUAUGAAUGUGUAAAGGCAGCACCAAUAAAGCAGAAAAACUGACACUGCACUAACUGUACUCUACCUUUUAUAAAAAUAUAUAGCCCAGUUGCACUUCAAUGAAAUAAGUUAAAACUUUAGUAGUUUAUGCCAUAAGUGAUACACAAAUUAAAAAAAUUAAAGGACACUAAAAAAACAAUUUUCCAUAAAAUAGAAUAAAAAAUUAAAUUUUUAAAGCCAGUCAGUAUUUCUUUAUUUUUAUUUUCAUUAUAAUUAUAGCAUGAAAACAUUGAAUCUAUCAUUUUUAAAAUGGUAUAUUAAUAAAGUA